CCACACUUGUGCGUUGCGCGUAUCAUCGUCUUCGAACACGGAGCUGCGAGAGCAAGAAGAGAACCAUCCAUGGCUUCACCUUCGCCUUCGAGUCACCUCUCGCUCCUCUCCAAGCCUUCGCCGCCACCGCCGACGCCGCCGCCGCCACGGCCGCUUGGCCUCCGCUUCCAAUUCCCGCCGAGCCGGUCCUCCGCCGCGCCCUCGCUCUCUCGACCGGCCGGUUCUAGGUUCAGGUGCUCGGCCAGCCAGACGGGCUUCUUCACUCGGCUCGGCCGGUUGAUCAAGGAGAAGGCGAAGAGCGACGUCGAGAAGAUAGUUUCUGGAUUCUCGAAGACCAGAGAAAACCUCGCGGUCAUCGAUGAGCUCCUCCUUUACUGGAACCUCGCCGACACCGAUCGCGUCCUCGAUGAACUCGAAGAGGCUCUGCUAGUGGCCGACUUUGGUCCGAAAAUUACGAUUAGGAUUGUGGAUAGAUUGCGCGAGGAUAUAUUGGCGGGAAAGCUUAAAUCGGGAGCUGAGAUAAAGGAUGCGUUGAAGAAGAGUGUUUUGGAGUUGUUAACCAAAAAGGGGAGCAAAACCGAACUCCAACUUGGUUUCAGGAAACCGGCUGUGGUAAUGAUUGUUGGUGUUAAUGGAGGUGGGAAAACAACUUCUCUUGGAAAGCUGGCUCAUAGACUAAAGAGAGAAGGAGCAAAGGUACUAAUGGCGGCAGGUGACACCUUCAGAGCAGCUGCUAGUGAUCAGCUUGAAAUUUGGGCUGAGAGGACUGGGUGUGAGAUUGUAGUGGCCGAAGGAGAGAAGCCUAAAGCAUCAUCAGUGCUCUCCCUGGCUGUGAAAAGAGGGAAAGAACAAGGAUUUGAUGUUGUCUUAUGUGACACUUCCGGACGUCUGCACACUAACUACAGCUUGAUGGAAGAGCUGAUCGCAUGUAAGAAAGCUGUUGCCAAAGUGGUUCCCGGUGCACCAAAUGAACUUUUAUUGGUUCUGGAUGGGACAACAGGAUUGAAUAUGCUUCCACAGGCGAGAGAAUUCAAUGAAGUGGUUGGUGUGACAGGUUUCAUUUUGACAAAACUUGAUGGUUCUGCAAGAGGUGGCUGUGUGGUCAGUGUGGUUGAUGAGCUGGGCAUCCCUGUAAAGUUUGUGGGUGUCGGUGAAGGAGUUGAAGAUCUCCAACCCUUUGAUGCCGACGCUUUUGUUGAUGCAAUAUUUGCAUGAGGUUUUAAUGUUGAUGGUUCAAGCUGAGCAUGGGACUUUAUCAAUUUCUCUGGCCAAACAAGGGACUCUAUCGACAAGAUUCACAGGAAAUGCAACUGAGAUUCUACCGAUAGAAUGUGAAAAGACUUCCUUCCCUGGGGUCGAGGAAUUGCUUAUGGCCUAUGCGCGUUGAAGACCAGAGCCCUGCUUCUGGAGUUGGAAAGGUGAAUAACGGUUUACAAACAAUGAAUCAUUGCUUUCCCUC
This is a messenger RNA of Syzygium oleosum, 1459 nucleotides long. Its product is annotated as cell division protein FtsY homolog, chloroplastic. The transcript is spliced from 12 exons. The coding region runs from base 70 to 1215 and encodes 381 amino acids. Gene Ontology annotation, biological process: SRP-dependent cotranslational protein targeting to membrane. Gene Ontology annotation, molecular function: signal recognition particle binding; GTP binding; ATP hydrolysis activity. NCBI's taxonomy places the organism in Eukaryota, Viridiplantae, Streptophyta, Magnoliopsida, Myrtales, Myrtaceae. Gene Ontology annotation, cellular component: membrane. The record is from RefSeq and is a predicted model, not a curated record.